Messenger RNA from Bradysia coprophila, 4208 nucleotides. It is a transcript of the gene FANCI, whose product is annotated as Fanconi anemia complementation group I. Gene Ontology annotation, biological process: DNA repair. The record is from RefSeq and is a predicted model, not a curated record. Gene Ontology annotation, molecular function: DNA polymerase binding. Lineage: Eukaryota; Metazoa; Arthropoda; Insecta; Diptera; Sciaridae.
AAAUCGGAUGAAAUAUGGGUACAAAUGUGUGCGUGUGCGCAAAGUGUCACACUGAAUUCAAAAUCGACAAACAUCAACCGCUCUGUGACAUAAAAUGGAUUUAGAAACGCAAAUAAUCCAUUUGAAUCACCAAAAGAAGUACGAAGAAUUGUCGCAUCUAGUCGACAACACAAGCACCAAAGAGCUAAUCGAAGUGGCGACAAGGAUAGGUCAAUCGAAUGAUACAUUCAUAUCCUAUUGGGACGCUAUUCUGAUAGGAACGGACAGUCUGUCUGAAGGCGAUGAUAAACGAUUCAAGAUCGUAUCCACCGUUCUCGAUCAACUGAACAAGGUGGUUGUAACGCAGAAACAUGCAUACGACAUAAUCUCUCGCUUAUUCAUUGAUCUGCCCAAAUUUACACCAGCUCAACUGAUCGAAUUCACCGAAUACUGUACAGAGUCUAUGAGAUGUGGCGAAGCAAAAUGUGUUGGUUGGAAGGAUCUGUUUCCGCCAGUCUUGAAAUUGGUCAGUGAUUACCAAAAGGUCAUGGUGAAUGGCAUUGUGACGACCGGAGCACAGUUUCGCCAGCAAUGCAUUCAAUCGUUGAUAAUGAUGAAAUGGCCGGUUCAAAUUCUGACACCGAUCGCAAUGAUGUUCAGAGAAAUGCCAAUCACCAAAGAGGAGCGCUCCAAGAUAUUGGGCAAAUUCGCCGACAGUCUACAAGAGCUGGAACCAACCGAACUGCCUCCAUUGGCCAAUCAGUUGUUCGCGCUUACAACUAGUGUACCGCUGGUGUUGAUGGUGUUGUUCAGCUUUCAAAAGUUUUUCCACAAAUUUUAUUAUCGGAAAUUGUUUACCGAUCUGGAUGCCGAUUCCAUGACUGAAACGGACAGUAUCGAUCCGUACCCCUAUUCCGACAAGGACAUGCGCGAGGCAGAAGAGACGAUUUUGUAUCACUUGAGCAAAAGUACGCAGUAUCAACUAACUGAAGACCAGGUUGUGGCUAACUGUCGGGCCCUAUCAGCCGUCUCCAAAUACAUUCUCACGCCAUUCAUGCUCAAUGCACUGUUCUCAAUGUGUAACAUUAACCGUGACCCCUCAUCCACAACCACCCUGUCAAACUCACCGAUUCUGUUGUUCAUUCGCAAUGUCAUCCGAAACAACGAAACGGAAAAGAAAAUGUGCGCACAGUCGGCCUGGUGUAAGGAUGCCUCGGACACAUACGCCGUCGAUUUGGAUAAAAUAUUCGCGAUACUCAUCGAUCAGAGCAGAGAAGGAAUGGAUUCAGUUACGCCGGGCAUUGUGAGUUUGGCUUUCGUCUUGCUGAAGACGAAAGACUGUCCGGAACUGAAUGCCAUCGGAAUCGGUUUCUUGGAAAAGUUCGUCAAAAAGAGAUUCAUUUUCGGCCAGGGGAUCGUUAAGGAAAUCGUCCACUUGAUGAUUGUGAAUCAGGAUUGUAGUCAGUAUGUUGAAUGCCUGACACGACUGAGUCUUAACUGCACGUUAACUGUUUCUGAAUGCAUCGGACCGAUCAGUCAUGUGUUGGAAAAUAUGUUACUGAUUCCCGGCCAAAAUGCGAUUGAUAUGAUGAUGGCCAUCAGUCCUCUGAUGAAAAUAUCGGAGAAGAUUCGGGAUUUAUUUAUCGACGUCCUUCGCAAAGCCAUUUAUGACCGCAAUGUCUCCACCAUCCAGAUGGGAGUACACGGAUUUUGCGUCGUCCUAAAGUUGAUUCGCGACAACAAUUCACGUCGAACUCGAACCGGCAACAUACUCUCUCAACCGACUCUUUCCGGAUUGUCGCUAGCUUCACAAAUCAUCCAAUCGAACCGGAUGCACAAAAGUCGACACUUUGAUAUGUUGGCCCUGGAAAUACUCGGAGUGCUGAAGAGAUGUUUCAAUCAGACCAGUGACGUCAAAGUGACGCUGUACGAGGGAUUGGCCAGAGCCAUCGAAUUCAAUCCGAAAUUGAUUCCGCACCUGUUGCCGUUUUUCACGCAUCAUUUUGUGCAGUACUUCGAUGUAUCGGAUCUGGGAUUCGAGAUUAAAUUUGAGAAAAUUGUGCGCGAACGAAGCGAAAAUGUGUUCGACAUUUGGGAUAGUCUGGGACACUUGGUCUUUCUGAUGAGCCGCAUUGUGGUUCUAGCACGGUCGAACGAUCUACACUGUGAGACAGAGUCGACGAUCAAAAUGCUGGACAAUUUGGUGAAUAAGAUCGAUGUGUUGACCGUGGAGCAACUGGGUCUGGUCGACAAAUUGAACGAAAGGACUAGUCAUGUUGCCGUUCAAUACUUGAAUACCAUUGAGGCACUGAUGGCCUUUGCUUUACACUCAGCAUCGACGGAGAACAAUUACCUGAUAAAACUGUUGCGACUGUACAAACACCAUGCCGCCAUAUUCAAGAAACUUACGGCAGCGAAUGUCACUAAGAAAGCCAGAAAGGGUCGUAACGCAGACACUACUGCCAACACAUCCGCUGCUGUCAAAGCAGUCCAUUUUCAACCCGAAAACAUUUGGGAUCUACCUACGAUACACAUGUUCUUGCAGAUCAUUUACGAAGACGAUGUCCCGUUCGCUACAGCAAAUCAAUUGAAUCCCCUUCGCACCAGUCUGGAUUUCGUUUGUUUCAUUGUCCAGACAGCUUCGCAAAAAAUCACGAAACUCUACAAGGACCCGCAGAAUCGCCAGUUGAAGCACAGCAAGUCAGCGUUCAGUCACUUGUGUGCUGUGGCACGGUUAAAUUUUGGAAAAUGUGUCACCAAUUUGACGGACAUCAUUCAACGAUUCGAUUUAACAUUUGCCGAGCUGAGCAUCGAAUUGUUUCAUCAUUGUUUGACCGCUGGGGAUGUGCUUUUCAAGCGAAAGUUGAACGAAUUCCUGAAUUUUCUAAGUACCAAUCAACCGGCGGAGAAGGUGUCACAGAGUAUAAUCACAGUUUCGAAGGUGAUUCAAGACCAUGUCGAAACUUUGGUGAUAAAUGACAGCGAGGCGGAGAAUCGGAUCAUCAACUUGAUGUUACAAUGCUUGGAUCUGCUUUACAGCAAUUUCCCCGAACAUGAUUCAAAUACGUUGGAGGCUUUCCAAUGGGUCCACAAAAUUUCCUUGGACUAUGACAUCAGCAGCAAGUCCAUGAAUCGCAUUCACAAGCUCCUAUUCGACCUUCGGAUGCAAAAUGAAUUCGGUUCGUACUACGAUUGUGUGGCAUUGCAAAUAUCCCAGAUGCUGCAUCAGCACGAAGAAGUAUCGCUGGAGUGUCGCUUUGAAUUGAAUUCACUAACACCGUACACCGUCAGUUCCUGCAUCACAUACUUGUGCACAUGCCUGCGGCAACAGAUCGAGUUCGUCGAAUAUUUCACAACGAAGGCGAAAAGUUUGCUGGCCAAAUUAAAAAUUACCGGCCAGUGUCCCAGUGUCAUCCAGUCAAUGAGAUCUUUAGAGCGCAAGAUCUGUUGCCAGCUAAUACAUAUUUGCAAUGCCGCCACACAUCUGGCCAAUUCGGCGAUUCCGAUGGGAAUGUGUAUCGAUCAAGUGAAACGAUUGCUGAUUCAAUUGUACGUCUGUCUGACAAACAUAACAAAAUAUCUGAUUUUGCGUCACGCUAUGGUCCCGGUCGACUGCCACUCUGUCCUGUUUGACCAACUCAUCCGAGCUGGUGGUCGUUCUUUAUCCCACAAAGUGUACUGUAUGAUCAGUUACGUUGAAGAGAAACAAUUGCCCGACAAAGUGCUCCGUGAAACGAAAUUCCUGCCGAAGCUCGUUUUACGCAUCGAAACGUUCAACAAGUAUGUCAUUUAUCUGGGUAAAAAGACCAAGUCCGAUCUGGCGAGUUAUCUUCACAUCGGUCGCGUCCGAUAUUUUAAGAUCAAAGAUCUGCAAGACGUUCUGGACCAGACCAUGGAAAAUGGCAUCGAAGUGAGCGAAUCGAAUUUGGACGAACAGGAAGAGGAUGUUGACUUACUAUCCGAUGCAGAAGCGACGUCAGUCGACGAUGGAAAUUCGUCGCAAAUUUCUUCGACGACAGCCAGUUCGAAUCUGACCAAGGAUUCCGAUGUGGGACUGACGAAAGCGAAAAUUUUGCGGAACAUGGAACGCAUUAACAAAAAGGCUAAGAGAUCGAAUAAGGCCGCUGCGAAGGAGAAAGACGCACCGCCGUCGAAACGACGAAAAACGAAAUCGAAAAAUGUUUAGAGCUGAGGUGAUUUGAGUGAAAAUAAAGUUUUGUUGCAUCUGA